UGCAGCAGAUAAGGUUGCUGUCUAUUCCGAUUUCACUGAUACAUUCCGUAGCGAUCUUGGAUGCGCAACGUCUGAUCAUAUAACGGUAGCUCACAUGUGGCCUAACGAUUUCGAACGUUUCUCGGACUUUCCAGAUUUUUAGCAAGCGAUUCGCUUCUGCGAUGGAAUUCGAGAGCUGUGAGGUCAGAAACAAUUCCUGACUCCGCAAGAUUUUGCCGAAGUAUGGACAAAAUCAUAGAUGCUUGCAACAGUUGGAGCAUCUUCAAUGUGAACCCUGCAAAGAGACCUUCAAGCGAGGAGAACCCACAGGUGGAGGAAGUCCUCGCAGAUCUUCUAUCUUGGGCACCGUACAUGAAAGUGUGCGCUAAGGGCAGAUUGAAGCGACCUGCGUCAUUCGUAGAAAUAGUGCAGACCGUUCGCGGUAUCCUCAUGCUUCAUCGCGAGCUGGGAGAGCAGUUCACAGGAUUCAUGUUAUUUACAGCAUUAUGUAACCAAGAUUCGGUGGAACAUUUAUUCUCCAGAUUCCAAGGACGUGGUGGCUUUAAUCGGAACCCGACGUGCAGAAUUUCCGACCCACCACACGUCACUUGAUAGCGGUCCGCAACAUUAUCUCGUCGAAGCAGGGCAAUGCCAUCUGCGCUGACCUACCAUACUUGACUGCUGCGACUCUGAUCGAUCAACCACAGCUUGCCGGUGAUCUUACGGAUCGGCAAUACAAAGCUGGUGUAAGUGCCGUUGAAUCAUUCAAAGAUGGGGAAUUUGCACCAGUUGUUGACGUUGAAAACGACGAACCUCUUGAUGCACAGAGCAAAAGCGACAGCGACGUUGAGGACGAUGAUGACCUCGACCUGGCGACAAGGUUACGUGUGUUGUCCAAGCUGCAUCCUUGUGACAGCUGUCAGGAUAUUUUGGCCAAAAAGGUAUCCCAUGCGGUUAAUUCUAAUGAAAGUUUUCGUCCAGCAUAAGCACAAGGAUGGAAUACUGAAGAAGCUCGUUGCUCACGCGAUUGAUGCAACGACCAAAAUUGACCCACAGUGGUUCGACGAGUCUGAUCCGUGCAACAGCCAUAGCAACUGCGCCGUACGGUUCAUGUUGAGGGUGAAACUUCGACUUCGUUGCCAGCUUGACAACAGGGCUGUCAAAUCAAGAGCCAAGAAAAGCGUCGUGCAACUGCGGCGAAACGAAAUGCUCUUAAGCCUGCCAAGGAGAUGCGAAAUAUCCUCCAUACCUAAGGUUGCCACGUGCACUUGGCACUUUUGUCGAAUACACGUAGCCGAUGGCAGUACGUACAGGUGAUACAGAUACUUGUUACGUAAUUCAAAUAACUCUGUUGAUGAUUACAGCUUGUUCAGACGGACAUGUCUCAUCGUGAUCAGUAUUGACGUUUUUGAUGUUCAUGUUGCAAAUGAUGAAAUAUUGACGGACGGAGUGAAUAUUUGCACACAAUAUUACCGUAACAUUACUUAGAGAACCUUGAUGAGUCGGAAGUGCCUAUGGGUUGUCUAGAUAUUUUGAGAUGAAUGUGUUCUAAAAAGUAUCGCGAAGUCGCCAUUUUUUAGCAAUUGAUUACGUGAUAUCGGUAUAUCAUUAAUAUGAACGUAUUCCUAUAUUAUUAUCAUUUCAUAAUUAUGUAUCAAUACGAACACAUUAAUAUCUUACUACGAUUACAUAAUCAUAUGUGAAAAGGGAACGUUGAAUUCAUAGCCGUCCCGAUCCUACCGAGAGUUCAGGGUGAGCUGCUCGUGCAGUUAUACUGCAGGGAUUGAUACCCGUGUGUAAAACAGAGCUGUGAAUUCGGCAGAAGUUCUCGAGCGACUUCGCGGUAUGAAAAAGUCGGUCGACUUACACUUUCUUACUGAGAAAGCAUUUAGUGUGAUAACGAUCCAUUCGGAGUCACCCGAAUGUUAAACUCCCUGUGGUAUGGCUAUUCCGUUGGGAAUAGUUCUCCCUGUUCUCUCAGGUAGGAUUGGGACAUUGUUGACCGACGCACGUUCAUCUCAUGUUCUCGCGAUCGGUUUAUUUAGACCGUUCACCGUAACAACGGUUUUCGGUAUUUGGUUGGUCUGCCGUCAUCUUGCAACUCGAAGACGGGGAAGACCGGGAAAAGUGGACUCCAUUUUACUUCUGUCUCCUCCAUGAGAUUUCUCAUGCAAUUGUUCAUAUUUUUGUCCUUUGAACUAGUAUACAGAUUGUGCGUGCAAUCGAUACGUGUUUGCCUUUGAUCUGGCGAUACUUAUUGAGUGUCAGACAGUCGUAAAUGUGUAUCGAGUGUUGCGUAACGUUUACCAUCCAAUCUAGGAUUUCCUAGAAUUUCCCAGUCUUACGGUAAAACUUCGUCUCCUAAUAUCGAUGCAAUGAUUAUAAAACAUGCGAUUGUCACUGAUUCAAAUUUUCGACUUUCAGAUUCGGCGAACUGGAAUUCAUCGUCGCUGCUGGACAAAAUCGAUGGGCCGUACUGUAUUAUAUCUACGAAUAGAAUCUCUUGUUUAUCGAAAUAUCACUCAGUGUCUGUAUUUACAUUAUAGUAUUCGCGGCUUCACUAAAAUAAUUGUUGAUUUUAAUAUUGAUUUGUGGCUUCUUUCUAUCCAACUCCGACUCCAUUUCAAACAUUAAGGUAGUUGUGCAAAACGUCGGAAAAUUUUGAAUUUUUGUAUUCUUGUCGAGGACUUGAUCAUACAAUCACAAUUAAAAUUUGAAGUCGAUCGACUUCCUCUAAUAUGAGAUGAACUCAAUUAAAAAUU
Messenger RNA from Athalia rosae (coleseed sawfly), 2741 nucleotides. RefSeq lists its product as uncharacterized. The record is from RefSeq and is a predicted model, not a curated record. NCBI's taxonomy places the organism in Eukaryota, Metazoa, Arthropoda, Insecta, Hymenoptera, Athaliidae. Bases 751 to 1296 code for a protein of 181 amino acids. The transcript is spliced from 2 exons.